Molecule: messenger RNA, 2310 nt
Organism: Closterium sp. Naga37s-1
Lineage: Eukaryota; Viridiplantae; Streptophyta; Zygnematophyceae; Desmidiales; Closteriaceae
Source: the annotation of a GenBank genome assembly
AUGGCGGCUCGGCUGCUGCGCGGCCGCUCCGCCAAGCUCAAUUUCCCCGGCGAGCGCCCGGCUCCCGUGGCGCUGCCACGUGGCACCGCCGAGGCGCUGCUCCGCGCGAGUAAAGAAGCGGCGAUCAAGCUGCAGCAGGUGGGCGGCGACGGCGGCGGCGGCGGCGGCGUCGGCGGCGCACAGCCGCAGAUUCGCGUGGAUUCGGGAGUGGAGCUGCGCGGACCAGGCAAGGAGGAACAAGGCGCACCAAGCGGCGGCGCCGCACAGAUGUCGAAAAAAAGCGGCGAGGAAGGCGAGCAAGCUGGAAGUGUGGGCCCAGCGGCAAUUCACAUCCCCCCCUCGGCGGCGGUCUCGAUUCUGCAGCGGGCUCUCGCGUCGGAGGGAACUUCGGCGCAUCAAGUCGCCAUGCCUACGCCCACGCCCAGCAGCGCGAGCCAUCAGCGCGUUUCCGCGUGCAGUUCCCCCGAUCCCUGCGGCAGCGACGACACCAGCAGCGCCAGCGCCGCGGCGGAGGAGCACAGCAGCGCGGCCGCGGCUAAGCACAAGCGCCGCCGGCCGUCAGCCGUUGCCCCCGCCACUGCCGCCGCUGCUGCUGCUGCUGCUGCCGCGGAGGCAGAGCCGUCGUCCCGGGGACGUCCGUGGAAGCGCGCUGCUUCGGCAGACGCCGCUUUGGAGCACUACACGCCGGCACAUGAUGGCACUGGCACAGCACCUCCGAUAAAAGCGAAUUUUCCCGCUUCUGCGUCGGCGCGAGAGGAUACUGCUGCUGCUGGGCAGGACUGCGGUGGCGAGGAGGAGGCUGCGGACCUAGCCAACCGCAGCCGCAGCGUGAGAGCUUCAGGCUCCGCCACUCGCUCGCCGUAUCAUCGCGCUGUUUCUUCGGAGCAGCGGACCCUCCGGGGGCGUCUCUCAUGUAGCGCUGCACCAGCGAUGCCAUGGGCGGCUGGUACCCCCAUGGCAGCAGCAGCGGCGGCGGCGGCGGCGGCAGUGGUGGCAUCGGAGCAGCUUCCGCCGGUGCCUGCGUCUGCUGCAGCUGCGGCAACAGGUUUGAGGCACACUGGAUCGCGCAUCGCGACAUCGGCGCCUGCAACCCCUGUGGGAGCCAUGGCGUUGGCAGCCGCCAAGAGUUCAUGGCAGGGACAAGCAGGCGAGACGGCACGUGUGCAGAGGCAGCAGCAGCAGCAGCAGCAGCAGCAGCAGCAGCGGCAGCAGCAGCAACAACAACAACAGAACAUCAGCUACUUGCAAAAGAGCAUCAGCAGGCGCAUGGAAAUUGACAGGGAAGGGCGGCUGAGCGAGCGGCGGGGAGUCUUUGACAGCAAACUGCGCCUCUCACUCCCCCCUCUGUCUCGACACACCAAGCCAAUAGUCUCUUCCACUGCUGCUGCCGACACUCCUACCUCUGGGAGAAUUCCUGCACCAGCACCCGCUGCUACCGUUUCCCCUGUUGCUACUGCUGCCGCUGUUCUCCCUGCCGACCCUGCACCAGUUACUGCUGACGACGGGAAUCAACUCAUGUGUGUUGAUUACAUGGAUGUCGGGCCGAUGGUUGAAGUGGAUGGAGAGGAGGCAAGCUGGGGAGAGUCUGAUGCAACUUUCAUUUUCCUCCAAUCAUCAUCCUCCUCUCCGCCUCGCAAUACCAUGUCGCCCGACCUCGAUAUUGCCACCCAGCAGCAGCUCGAGGCGCGUCAGGUCACCAUUCUAUCUAAGAUCGACCAACUCACUGAUCGCCUCGCCGCAAUCACCGCCGCGGCGCAGCGAAGCUGGCUCGAACCUUCCACAAGUAACGCCGCCUCCCGCGGCGUCCCUUCCGGGCACGCGUCGCAGGAAGGAAGCGAUGAUUUGAAGGAUAUGGAAGGUCCGCUGCCUGGUGACGUGGCGGCAGGGGAUGAGACCGCCACGCAGACGCGACUCGCAGACGCGAUUCGAGCGGGAGGUAUCACGCGAUUCCGGUUUCGGCGGGUGCCGUCGGAUUACUACGAUUGGACGCUGGAGGCGCGGCGAGACGUGCUUGGCGCUCCGUCCGUUGACCAUCUGUGCAAGAGCAUUGUCAUGACCAACACACAGGCGCCUGCUGACGUGGUGGACUGCAGCAAUCCGCGCUACUCCAAGUACUAUGUCAUUGUCAUUCAGUACUCAGCGCGGCUGAAUGCGGAGAAGGUGCGCAACUUCGUGUACGCACUCAAUGACGGCACCGUGCCAAGAAGCGCAUCAACAUGCGCCUUGCUCCUGAGGAGGACUCUAUGGCUCUCACCGGCUUCGAGCACAAUGCUGUGGCUCCCAUCGGCACCCGCACUCCCAUCCCGGUGA